Molecule: messenger RNA, 1227 nt
Organism: Penicillium canescens
Lineage: Eukaryota; Fungi; Ascomycota; Eurotiomycetes; Eurotiales; Aspergillaceae
Gene: trm10
Product: tRNA (guanine(9)-N(1))-methyltransferase
Exons: 1
Coding region: 1-1227 (408 amino acids)
Biological process (GO): tRNA N1-guanine methylation
Cellular component (GO): nucleus
Molecular function (GO): tRNA binding
Source: RefSeq, a predicted model, not a curated record
AUGGAAGAUCAAGAUCGUCCUCGGAAACUACAAAAGCUCGGCCACAACGGUGAUUCGACUCAGGCUGUCGGUCCUGCCAUGACUGGAGCUGCAGAGGUGGCCGGCAAAGAGCCCAAGCCGGCGAUUGAGAAUGAACCCAACGAUCUAUCCGAGUUUAUUGUUGGGAAAUACGCCAAUUCCGAUGAGUCUUCACCCAAGGAGGGACUCAAGGUGGGCGCCGAUAGUGCCCCUCCCAAGCUGUCAAAGAACCAAAUGAAGAAGCUCCGCCGGCAUGAAAAUUAUUUGGCAAAGCGCGACCUGCGCAAAGACCAAAGGAAAGAGAAAAUUGCACAAAAGAAAGAACGCCGCCAAGCUCUGUUCGAUGAGGCACGCGCGACAGGUGGCGAGGAAGCUGUCGAAAAACUACGCGAGACAUUCCGAUCUACGAAAGCCAAGCACACCAAAUCCACGCUGAUACCCUUGACAUUCGUGAUGGACUGCGGUUACGACGAUCUGAUGCUGCCAAAGGAGCGCAUUUCUCUCGCAUCCCAACUCACACGAUCAUACUCCGAUAACAGCCGUGCACAAUACCACGCACACUUGAUGUGCUCAUCAUUCGACAAGCUACUCAAAGAACGAUUCGACACCGUGCUAUGGGCCCACAAGAACUGGAAGCGCAUUCGUUUUAUGCCUGAGGACUUUACACAUGCCGCCGAGCUCGCCAAGGCACAGAUGACGGGUCCGCGAGGAGGCAGCAUUGUCGGUCCGUUCGCUGAACAACCCGAUGCGAAGCCUGAGGACGGCGAGGUCAUCUAUCUCAGUAGUGAUAGUGAUAAUACCUUGACUGAACUGAAGCCGUACAGCACAUAUAUCAUUGGCGCUCUGGUUGAUAAGAACCGACACAAGGCCGUCUGCUACAAACAGGCUGUUGCGAAGGGCAUCAAAACAGCCAAGUUGCCAAUUGGCGAAUACAUUGAAAUGUCUCACCGCUCUGUUCUGGCCACCAACCAUGUUGUUGAGAUUAUGCUUAGGUGGCUGGAGUGUCGAGACUGGGGCGAGGCGUUCAUGAAGGUCAUCCCACAACGCAAGGGUGGAAGAUUGAAGGGGAAGAACGGCGAAGAGGUGACUGAGGCUACUGCUGAAGAGGACGCUGAGAAUGCAAAUGAUGAAGAAGAUGCUGCAGAACAGAUGAAACAGAUUGAGGCCAUGGAGGAAGCCAGUGAGGAUGAAGGCGAAGAGAAGAAGUAG